AUGCCAGAAUCUUCUAAUGCAAGAAAUCAACCCCCCCCACAAUCAAACAUCCCAAGAUCUUUCCUUUAUUCUGAUAAUGUCAUACAUGAAGGUCUAUCAGCUUGUAAUCACAGCAUUAUUGGAAAAAUCAUCACUGCAAAACCUAUACAUAUUAGUUCAAUCCAAAAUGGACUGGAAAGUAUAUGGGGAUCACCACCUGGCCUAAAAGUCCAAGAAUUAGGAGGAAAAAUUCUACAAUUCUUCAUGAAUGAACCUGCUGACAUUGACAGAAUUCUAUACGGAAACCCGUGGAUCUUUCGCAAUUCUUGGUUGGUGGUAAAACCAUGGGACCGGGAAACAGAUUAUCACGAAAUCGAUUUUGAUCAUAUUCCUGUUUGGAUUCAACUAUGGGGACUCCCAACUCACUGCAAAACCAAACAGAUGGGAGCAAGCAUUGGGGAGCUAAUAGGAAAAGUUGAGGCCUCUGAGUUCUAUGAAUACCCGGGAAAGAAAAUCAUAAUAAAAAUAAAAGUAGCCAUCAACAUUAACAACCCCAUCACUUCUGGAAUACACGUGGGAAACCCCACAGAUGGAACUUGCUGGGUUGACUACAGAUAUGAAAAACUCCCACAGGUAUGUUUCAAGUGUGGGAUGAUUGGACACGCUGAUAAACUCUGCAGAAAUCAGGCUCUAGUGCUGGAUACUCUAGCACCUCUAGGUCCAUGGAUAAGGUCCACACAGUAUGGAAAAAGGAAGAUGGAAGAAAAGGAUAGAAAAUACUACAGCAACCCUUCGCAUGCAAAAAACUUUGGCCAAUACAGCCCCCCAGUGCCAACAGACUUGCUUGAAAAACUAGCAGCCAUGAGGGUCAACACUGCCCAGGCAAACCAGACUCAACAGACUCAGAACCAUCCUACCAACCUCUCCCCCCAAUAUAAUGAGAAUUCUCCUAGGAAAGACAUGCACUCACAACAAGGGGAAAGGAAUAAAAAAUCUCACCAACUAAGCUACAACCAGGAAGCAACAAAAAAUUCCACGGGUGAUAUAAUCAUGACGGAACAAAGCCCAACAACCAAAAGACAAAAAAUGGAAGAAUUAUCAAGGGUAGGCACUGCUAGGCAGGCCAGCCCACAGCCAUGA
Messenger RNA from Trifolium pratense (red clover), 1119 nucleotides. RefSeq lists its product as uncharacterized. The coding region runs from base 1 to 1119 and encodes 372 amino acids. Lineage: Eukaryota; Viridiplantae; Streptophyta; Magnoliopsida; Fabales; Fabaceae. The transcript has a single exon. Gene Ontology annotation, molecular function: nucleic acid binding; zinc ion binding. The record is from RefSeq and is a predicted model, not a curated record.